This is a messenger RNA of Striga asiatica, 462 nucleotides long. NCBI's taxonomy places the organism in Eukaryota, Viridiplantae, Streptophyta, Magnoliopsida, Lamiales, Orobanchaceae. The record is from the annotation of a GenBank genome assembly.
AUGGCGGUGGAUAGUUGCAGAGUAGGGAAAUGCUGGGGAAAAAAUGGAGUGAUUGUUAUAAAUUUGCCUUCCAUUUUUGUUUUCUACCAGCGAUUGAAUUUAGAAAUCCACGGCUACCAGCACUGCAGCGGGCCCACUGCUUGGAGGAUCGCCGAAGAACUUAACCUUCAGAGCAGACCUCAGUCCGGAUUCGCAGAACAAGGCUUCAUGAAAUCUGUUUCUAUUGCUGAGAAAUUUGGGAAUUUUCUGGCCAAUGGGCAUGAUGGAGAUAAUUCGAAACAAAAUACUUCUGACAUGACUGCAUUUGUGCAAAACCUUCUUCAGCAAAUGAUGGGGAACCGAAUUGAUGAGUUAGAGCAGAGCAUAAACGACCUCAGAGCUGAGAUGGGCCAAGAAGGUUGUCCAUCUCCUUCGGCUCCAUUGAAGAUGAAGGAUGAACCUAAGUCAGCUCAAGACAGUUAA